Messenger RNA from Pogonomyrmex barbatus (red harvester ant), 1383 nucleotides. RefSeq lists its product as uncharacterized. Lineage: Eukaryota; Metazoa; Arthropoda; Insecta; Hymenoptera; Formicidae. The record is from RefSeq and is a predicted model, not a curated record.
AACAGAUAUAAUUGUUAUGUGUUAUCAGACAUCCGUAUUGAUAAGAUUAAUACGGUCAUAUCAGAUUUAAAAUGUUCUGAAAUUUACAAAUAUAUUUGCAUUGAGUGCUGUUUCAUACUGCAAUGUGUCCGUUCUCGCGAAAUGAUUUUUACGUGUAUUGUUAUGUCUUUAUAUUAGACACGUAAUCAUUAAUCAUGUUAAUGCGAAUGAAAUUUGGAUAAUGAAUAGCUGGUUGUUUGCCUAUAAAUAGACGUGACAUCAUUGAAUUUUUACUAGGGUACUUAUGUUUUUGCAUUGCAAUAAUAAAUGCAACUGCGAAUUUAGGUAUUAUAACACUCAUAUUUAAAUAAAGAAUAUAUAAUUUUUAAUCUUGAUUUAUUUCAAAUUUAAUGUUUUUUAUUUUUGUAUUUUUUAUCAUAUCUUAAUUCGGUUCAUAUCAAAUGUUCAUAUAGAAUUGAUCUUUUAAUCUUUAUCUCUGUCAUUUGCUGUCAUUUCCAAUGUUUCAUGCUGUGUUUGCGACGAUUGUGCUGAUACAGGCCGCAGCAAACGAAUAAUGACACUUACACAAUUCGUACAAAUUCGUAUUUUUGUAAUAUUAGGGAUUGGUAUUCUCGGCGUCUUGAUCGCAAUUUGUUACAAAAUAAGGGCAAAGCAGCUCAGAGCAAGACGAGCUGCUAGAUGCAGAGGUAUCAUAUUACAAGAGCACCGUGACAUGACGCGUUGCAGCAUUAUCGAAGAUUUACCGGGAAGACCACCUUCGUACAACGAAGUCGUUCAUGAUACUCCGCCCGACUACGCAUCUUGCAACAAUGCUCCUCCUCUCUAUAACAAGACGAGCAUGCUGGAAGUUCCAUUGUCGUGUCCGAGAAUUCCGAAACCACAAGAGAGAUCCCGAGAUUCGAAUGAGCCUUCUCUACCUUCCAUUGCUCAACAUAUAUAAUGAUUGCUCUAAAUGAUUUGUUCACUACGUCUACGUAUACAUAUACACUCAAAUGAAAAUAAUUUUUUAGAUUUAUCUUAGAGGAAGUGGCUUUCGUUGCUUCAACCGAUAACAGAAAUAUUAAUCGUUUGAAACUGCGAAUAUACGUUACAUUAUUUUCCAUAAAAAUUUCAACCAUACAAAAAAAUGUUACGUUUUUAAACAUCCUAAUACAAUAUUAUAAUCCCGAUAGUCUCGCAAACGUAAGUCGUCCGAGGAUCUCGGACAUUGUAACGCAGUGGAGAGGUAAUGAACAUUACGCCUCGUUGUUAUAUAAUGAAAAUGUCAUUUAUUUGAUGUGGUGCAAUGACUUAAAGUAAAAUGGAAAAUGAAUGUCUGCGUGUAUGAGCUGGGUUCAAUGAGCGGCGCGCGUAACAUUUCCUCGCAGAUCAGCCACUACCGUA